UGGGGGAUUCAGGCGACGCGCAGCCCCGCCCCCGCCCCCUCCUCUCCUCCCUUCAGAACCCGCCGAGCUGGGGGAGCAUGGACCAAACCCCGCUGCUCUGGCACCAUGACGCUCGCCCGCUUCGCGGUGGCUCUGAUUUUCGGGGCGCUCCCCGGAGUGGUCAGCUUUAAUCCAGUCCUCAAUUUUCCCCUUCACCAUCGCCAUCGCCAUUCGCCCCCUCCAAGUCCCCGGUUUCCUUAUCACUUUCCUACCCAGCAGCGGCCACAGAGGACGCCUCCGCCGCCCCUUCUCCCGCGCGUCCUGCGCCCCCCGCCUGCGCUCCAUGACCCGCGCCUGCACGCUGUCCACGCCGGACACACGCCCCGGCCGCACUCCGGGGACUGCCCUGCCGGCGAGCCCUGGGUCAACAUGACGGACUUCGGCGCCCCUUGUCUGCGUUGGGCAGAGGUGCCACCGUUCCUCGAGCGGUCGCCCCCGGCGGGCUGGGCUCAACUACGAGGGCAGCGCCACAACUUUUGCCGGAGCCCCGACGGCGUGGGCAGACCCUGGUGCUUCUAUGGGAACGUCCACGACAAGGUGGACUGGGGCUACUGCGACUGCAGAUACGGGUCAGUACGACUUCGUGGUGGCAAAAACGAGUUCGAAGGCACAGUGGAAGUAUAUGCAAAUGGAAUUUGGGGCACAGUGUGUAGCAGCCACUGGGAUGAUUCUGAUGCAUCGGUUAUUUGUCACCAGCUGCAGCUGGGAGGAAAAGGAGUAGCAAAACAAACUCCGUUUUCUGGACUGGGCCUUAUUCCCAUUUAUUGGAGCAAUGUCCGUUGCCGAGGAGAUGAGGAAAAUAUACUGCUAUGUGAAAAAGACAUCUGGCCGGGUGGUGCGUGUCCUCAGAAGAUGGCAGCUGCUGUCACGUGUAGCUUUUCCCAUGGCCCCGGGUUCCCGGUCCUACGCCUUGCUGGGGGGAGCAGUGCACAUGAGGGCCGAGUGGAGCUCUACCAUGCCGGUCAGUGGGGGACUGUCUGUGACGACCAGUGGGAUGAUGCAGAUGCAGAAGUGGUCUGCAGGCAGCUGGGCCUGAGUGGCAUUGCCAAAGCAUGGAGUCAGGCAUAUUUUGGGGAAGGAUCUGGCCCAGUAAUGUUGGAUGAAGUACGCUGCACCGGGAAUGAGCUUUCUAUUGAGCAAUGUCCAAAGAGUUCCUGGGGAGAGCACAACUGUGACCAUAAAGAAGAUGCUGGAGUGUCCUGUACCCCUCUGACAGACGGGGUCAUCAGACUUGCAGGCAGUAAAAACAACCAUGAAGGUCGCCUGGAGGUAUAUCACAAGGGACAGUGGGGGACUGUCUGUGACGAUGGCUGGACUGAGCUAAAUACAUAUGUGGUUUGCCGACAGCUGGGAUUUAAAUAUGGCAAACAAGCCUCAGCAAACCACUUAGAAGAGAGCACAGGGCCCAUAUGGUUGGAUGACGUCAGCUGCUUGGGAAAGGAAACCAGUCUCCUUCAGUGUUCCCGCAGACCGUGGGGAAGGCAUGAUUGCAGCCAUUGGGAGGAUGUUAGUAUCUCCUGCCACCCAGGCGGGGAUGGACACAGACUCUCUCUGGGUUUUCCAAUCAGACUGAUGGAUGGAGAAAAUAAGAAAGAAGGACGAGUGGAGGUUUUUAUCAAUGGCCAGUGGGGAACAAUUUGUGAUGAUGGGUGGACUGAUAAAGAUGCAACUGUGAUCUGUCGACAGCUUGGCUACAAGGGUCCUGCCAGAGCAAGAACCAUGGCUUAUUUUGGGGAAGGAAAGGGACCUAUCCACGUGGAUAAUGUGAAGUGCACAGGCAAUGAGAGGUCCCUGGCUGACUGUAUCAAACAAGAUAUUGGAAAACACAAUUGCCGCCACAGUGAAGAUGCAGGAGUUAUUUGUGAUUAUUUUGGCAAGAAAGCAUCAGGUAACAGUAAUAAAGAGUCCCUCUCAUCUGUUUGUGGUUUGAGAUUACUGCAUCGUCGGCAAAAGAGAAUCAUUGGUGGGAAAAAUUCUUUAAGGGGUGGUUGGCCUUGGCAAGUGUCCCUCCGACUGAAGUCAUCUCAUGGAGGUGGCAGCCUGCUCUGCGGGGCCACACUCCUGAGCAGCUGCUGGGUCCUUACAGCAGCACACUGCUUCAAGAGGUAUGGCAACAGCACGAGGAACUACGCUGUUCGAGUUGGGGAUUAUCAUACUCUGGUGCCAGAAGAGUUUGAAGAAGAAAUCGGAGUUCAGCAGAUUGUGAUUCACAGGCAGUAUCGACCGGACAGCAGUGACUACGACAUUGCCCUAGUUAGGUUACAAGGUCCAGAAGAGCAAUGUGCCAGAUUCAGCAGCCACAUUUUGCCAGCCUGCUUGCCACUCUGGAGAGAGAGGCCACAGAAAACAGCCUCCAAUUGUUACAUAACCGGAUGGGGCGACACAGGACGAGCCUAUUCCAGAACUCUGCAACAAGCAGCCAUCCCCUUACUUCCCAAGAGAUUUUGUGAAGAGCGUUAUAAGGGUCGGUUUACAGGAAGGAUGCUCUGUGCUGGAAACCUCCAUGGACACAAACGUGUGGACAGCUGCCAGGGAGACAGCGGAGGACCCCUCAUGUGUGAACGGCCAGGAGAGAACUGGGUUGUGUAUGGGGUGACCUCCUGGGGAUAUGGCUGUGGGGUCAAGGAUUCCCCUGGUGUUUAUACCAAAGUCUCAGCCUUUGUACCUUGGAUAAAAAGUGUCACCAAACUCUAAUCCUUCAUGGAAACAAGAAAACAGUAUUUAAAGGAACUGUUGGGAAAUUUUCAGCAGUGGCAUUUAGCCAGACAUGCCAACUAAUGGGAAUGGAGAGAGACCCAUAAUUCUCUGUAUUUUUUUGUGAUAAAAAUUGGGUACCCUUUGCUGCUUGAGAAUUUUUGAUGAACAUUUUGGUUACAGAUACCUCAGUGUAGUACUGAUGGUCCUUAAUUAGCAUUGUUGUCUAUGGAAAUUAAUUUCACCAGAGACUAAAUUGUCAGUUGAGACUUGUCUCUGCCCAUUUUUCAGCAUUCUCCAGAUUAUGUUGAUUGUGCAAUAAGGCUUUUUCCACUUUGGACUGAGAACUCCCUUAUAAUUGAAUAAUAUGGUAUAUGCCCAUCCCUUUAGGAGUGGCAUUGUUUUCUGUUUGUACAAUUUUUAAGCUCAGAUUUUUUCCAAAGGCUGUUAAGAAAGGCAAUAUGAUCUUUGACAAACUGAGGAAAUUAAAGGUAGGAAAAUUAGUAUCAUUCUCACAAUACAUUCCUGAAUGAAGCCUUUGUACCAAGCACCAUUGCAACUAAAGAGAAAAAUAUUCCAGCUACUUUGUAUGUUGCUACAAUUGUCAUAAUAAAGAAUGCUUUCCAGUUGUUUAUAAUUUAUCCAUCAUAUUUGCUAAUGUGACCUGCUUGGUUGCUUUUUAUCACUUCAGAUUUACAGCUUGAUAAAGUGUUUUUUCCUUAGCAUCAUGCUGUUAUACAGACUAUGAUCCAAGAGUGACAUCUACCGCAACUUUCUGGUAACUGACUUGAAAUCUGCAGAUUUCCUAAGACUAUCCUGUCAUAGUCCUAAUAACACUAUUAAAAAAUGCUUUCCCUGCUACAGUGUGGGUAAGCUUUAAAAUAACUGCUAUACCACAUACCAGUAACAAUGUACUAGCUAGCUACACAUCUGGCUGACAAUUUACAAAGGCUGGUAAGAUUUCAUAGUAUCUCUAGUUUUCAAAUGGGUUAAAAAGCAGAGACCAGCUGAUGCAAAUGCUCACAAUGGUACCCUCCUCCCCAUGGUUUCUAAAGGGAUAGCUGCUUACUAUGCACUUACAGGGCUUUCUUGGUAGCAGUGCAAAAAUCUUUGCCCAUAUAUGAAAGGUCAGCUCCCCAAGAUACUUGAGUAAACCUCAUGAGAUGAGGUGAUUUGAUGAUAAUCAGGAGUUCUUCAAAAAACAAUUCUUUUAUCUCCAAUAGAUGCAUUAAAACAAAAACAAAACAGGCUUAGAUGUGGGUGCAAACUGUAGGGUUAUGGGUAAGUAAUCCUCUUGCAGUGGCUAAGACCAUGGAGAGACUUCACCGUUUUGCUUCUGCAUCACAUUGUGUCCUUUUCAUAAAUUCUGAGCUUUGUACAAAACUGGUGCUAAUUUGAAAGUGCUUUAUAGUUUAGUAUUUAGAACAACUGCAAUGCAAUGUCAAAUAGAAUAGCAUUAGAACAUUUUCUAAACAGGCAUUUACAUCUAAAGACAGUUAUAGAUAGUGCACACUUGCACAAGGGCUUGGGAAAAAUGACCAACACCGGUGAAAAAAUCUUAGUGUAACUUUCUCACUCUUGUAAUUAAACUGCAUUGCUGCUGCAAGCAAUAUUUAUAUUGAAAUUUUAGCUAGACCAGAUAUUGGCCAACUUAAACGGACUGUUAACGGGUGGUCUGCAGUUCAGUCUUGAGGUAGAAGACUUGGUUUGUAAAAUACCUUUAUUAUAGCUUAAUUUUCUCUUGUUACAUGUGACUUGUUAAAUGUAAAGAUACAAAUGUUUAGUGCACAUCGAUGUAAAUAAAGUGCACAGCUUCCCA
Molecule: messenger RNA, 4552 nt
Organism: Phacochoerus africanus (Common warthog)
Lineage: Eukaryota; Metazoa; Chordata; Mammalia; Artiodactyla; Suidae
Gene: PRSS12
Product: serine protease 12
Exons: 13
Coding region: 106-2733 (875 amino acids)
Biological process (GO): proteolysis
Cellular component (GO): membrane
Molecular function (GO): serine-type endopeptidase activity
Source: RefSeq, a predicted model, not a curated record